Molecule: messenger RNA, 2070 nt
Organism: Numida meleagris (helmeted guineafowl)
Lineage: Eukaryota; Metazoa; Chordata; Aves; Galliformes; Numididae
Gene: CNTD1
Product: cyclin N-terminal domain containing 1
Exons: 6
Coding region: 243-1232 (329 amino acids)
Biological process (GO): reciprocal meiotic recombination
Cellular component (GO): site of double-strand break
Source: RefSeq, a predicted model, not a curated record
GUGGGAGGCCCGCUCUGAUUGGCGGGGACGGUCCCGCAGGGGGCGUCGAGGCGGGAUGAGCUCUGCCCGCAGGGCUGCGUCUGCGCGCUGCACUUCGUGUUUCCCUCUGGAGGCUGUGGGUGGGUCUUCCGAGUCCUUAAGUGUAGCAGCUCUGCUUGCUUUUGUGUGUCUUUUGGCGUUGGUAGUUGUGAAGAGUUACUACUGUUACUACAGCCCUCGAAGUUUCAGUCGCAAAUUGCUAAAUGGGGUCCCGGGUGCCAGUAGUGUCCAGGUUCUCCAACCCAGAUCCGCUCUUUGGUGAAGUUGCUCCUGAGAUCAUCGAGGACACGCUGAUCCACCUGGCCAUGGAGAACGAGCAGCACCUUAGCAUGCUGCCCAGCCCUGCAGGCUGCUUCAAGGAGGCACGCACCGUGGAAUUUAUAUUCCUUCUGUCUGAAAAAUGGCACCUGGACCAACCAACAAGGUAUCACGCAGUAGAGCUACUUGAAAGGUUUAUGAUCAAGCAAGUAGAACAAAUCUGUACGUCCCCCCGAGAGAAUAUUACAAGCAGUGAACAAGGCAGAAGCCAGAAUACUCUGCAAGAACAGAUCUAUGACACAUUUGUCCUACGACUUGUGUCAUGCAUUCAGCUUGCGAGCAAACUUUCCUUACACUAUAAUGCAGUUAACAGUGACACAGCUUUAACAUUUCUGCAAUCCUUAAAAUACUCAUAUACUAAACAAGAGUUGCUUGAGUCAGAGCUUACUGUUUUAGAAACACUGCAGUUCCAGAUCAAUGUGUCGACUCCAUUGGCUUACAUUGAACUGCUUCUAGAGGUUUUAGGACAUAAUGGCUGCUUACUUCCUGCAAAACCACUGCAUCAGAUGUGUGUACAACUACUAGAUUUCUUCUAUCUUAAAAGAGAUCCCAUCUAUGACACUUUACUGAAUAUUGCCGUUGAGAAUUCGACACCAAGUGAAUUGCAGGUAGCAAAGUUUUUGAUAGUAAAGGAAGAUUUAAUGCUCUUGGCAGUUGGAAUCAUCAGCACAAGUGCCUUCAUGCUAGACCCUGAGCACUGGAAGAAGGUACAGUCAUUUCCAAACAAAUUAGCUCUAUGUGGGGGGAAAAAAGUGAAGGUUAUUUAUAUGUUUAAGCACUGCCAGAGGUUGGUAGACUCUACUGGAAGUGAGAUGAAAUUGACAGCCUUCGGUUUAUUAGCAGGAAGCGUGCACACUUUUAUAAGAUGGGUCUGAGGGCACAAAGUCAAUUCAGCAGGAGGGCAUGUGCUGGCAUUACUGUCAGCACAUCCUCCUGCCUUAGCUUUUGUACAGCUCAAACAAACUCAGAGAGUCAGUUUCAUUGAUAACUGGACAAUUUUCUGCCCAAGUUGCUACUGAAUAACAAGCAGUGCACUGCAGACAGUAGCCUUUUCAUUUUUUUUUCUUUAGUAGAGGAAAUUCAUUUAAAAAACAAACAAACAAAAAAACCCACCCCUUAUUCUUCACCCCCUACUGAAAGGUUUUGACUUGAGCCAAAAACACACUUGACUUGGGGUUUGUGGAGCAUUAUUCUUAGAUUUGGGGCAGGACUAAGAAGUAGCUCUGUAAAUUAAUGCCUUUUAGGCACUGUAAUUAAGUAUCUUUUUUUUUCUUUUCUUUUAAGGUUGUGGAACAUUUAAACUGUAUUACUGGCAUUACUUCACAAAGUAUCUCAGAAUUUUCGUAUGCAGUACUCAAACACGUUAUUGGCAGUACCACUCCAAAACAGCACCAUAGGAGGUAGAAGAAAAAUUCCAGAGAAUAGAAUUAUACCUUUUAAAUAGAGCUAUCCUCUGGAUCUAUUGGUUAGUUUAUUAGUAGCAAACAGUUACUCUGUUGAUAGUAUUUCAUCUCCUGUGAUACUACGCAGGGCACCCAAAUUGAUUUUCCUUUGAUUUUGAAUACUACGUGUGUUCUCUAACAUUCCAUAUGCUAUGUUUAAAUCAGAAAAGCUUGUUCUUCCAGGCUAUGCACUAGUGCUGUGAAGAGAAAGGUACACAGGAACAAAGCAGUAUUUAGCAAUACCAUUUUCAGCACCAAAAGCUUUAUUGUA